UUCCAACAUUCAAUCUAUUGCCGCGAUUUUCGAGGCUUUUUGUCGCGAUUUUGAAAACAGUUUAUAAAUUCAAUGGAUUACUUUUCCAUCACUUGUUCACGGAUGAAUGGCAAUAAUAUAUGAUGACUGUGCAACGUGACCCUACUGUGAGCAGCAAAGGCUUCAGUUCCAAAGCUCGCACAAUAACCAUCUGGUGAACUGUUAAAGAUGAACAAAUUGGCUUUUUAGUCAAUAUUUUCCUUUACCUAUAACAAGGUUAUCUAUUUUGUAUUUAAUUUGUAAGAUGAGGUCGUUAAUUGGCCAACUAAACACACUUAGAAAUAGAGUGAUGACUGAUGGUGGUCUCAGUUUUCACGACAACCUCCUUAAGUUUAAGAAUAAUUUUUCAAAACCCCAUUAAUUUUAAGAACAAUUUUUCAAAACACCAUUUAUCACAGCUCGGGGAAAAUUAUGAGAUUAGGAUUUCUGCUCGUCAGCCUUGCUAUAAUAACUCUGGAUGUGUACUCUGCUCAAACAAUAAAGGCUGGAUGCACAAUGAAAAAGCAUGGUAGUGGGGAAGAAAUAGGAAGGGUGUUAUUCAUGAAGGAAGGCACAAACAAGUAUACCGUGGUAGCAAGGCUCAGGUCUGACGAGGAAACCGUGAAAACUGGAGAGCAUGGAUUUCAUGUCCACACUAACGGUGUGGACGAGACAAUGGACAGCUGGGAUUGUGGUACAACAGGAGGACACUUCAACCCAGAAGUUGUCAACCAUGGCUGUGCAGACUGCGAUGUGAGACAUGUGGGAGACUUUGCUAACAUUAAAUCAGGAGAGGAUAAUCAAGUGAAGUUCAAGGCUAUAUUCACUGUUGAGUCCGGAGAUGUGUUGGAAAAGAGGAGACCAGAAGGGAGACAGUGGUACAGCCAAAGCAACGGGGCAAAAAUUGUGAGGUAUACUGUGAAAGAGGCCCCCUUUGAGAUGACUGGACUUCAUGGUAUAAUUGGGAAAGGAGUUGUUCUGCAUGAUAACCCAGACGACCUUGGUUUAUCAGAAAACAAUGGGGCCAGCUACAGUGGAAAUGCUGGCAGCAGGAAGGCGUGCUGUACUUUGGAAAACCUAGAAUUAGGUGAAUAAAACAGUUUUCUGACAGUUGCUGACAAUUAUUAUCCAAUUUUAGACCGGGUUUAUAGUAUGCGAUAUCAAAUAUUGUAAUAUUUAGCUGAGAUUUAUUUGUCCACGUCAUAAAGACUUUUUAGUACAUCAAAGAGUUUUAUGGUCAAAGAGUCUUUUGCUGACAGCAAAUUGUUCGCAAGUGCCGACUCGUGCACAUUAUCUUCUCAAAAACGCUCAGUUUAGGAGUUAUUAGUUGAUAACGUCUGCAUGAUAUGUAAAAACACCAAUAAGCAUUCUAAGUUAUAUAUACAUAAUAAAAACAAAAGUUAAUAAAACGAAAGUUAACUUUAUUACCAAUUGUUCAAUCAAUACAUAUCAUAAAUUCUAAUAUUGGAACCACUGCGCAGAAUGGAUGUCUUAAACUAUAAUUUUGUUGUCACUAAUAUAAUAAUAUAAUAAUCCAU
This is a messenger RNA of Bolinopsis microptera, 1556 nucleotides long. RefSeq lists its product as uncharacterized. NCBI's taxonomy places the organism in Eukaryota, Metazoa, Ctenophora, Tentaculata, Lobata, Bolinopsidae. Gene Ontology annotation, biological process: superoxide metabolic process. The record is from RefSeq and is a predicted model, not a curated record. The transcript has 4 exons. Gene Ontology annotation, molecular function: copper ion binding. The coding region runs from base 451 to 1113 and encodes 220 amino acids.